AUGAGCAUACCUGGCUUUCGGGAAGGCAGUUUGGGGGGCCCUGGCAUGGUCCUAGAGCACUCACACCUCCUUCCCAAAGCUGGGCAAGCAUUUCUUAGGCUUUGGAAAGGCGGUGGGAGGAUUCUGGCACCCUCCAGAGCCCUCACACCUCCUUCCCAAAAACCAGGUAAGCACCCCUCCACUUUAUGGGCAGGGGCAGUUCCUGGCCUUCUGCAUUUCUGCGUAUACAGAUGGACCCUUGGAAGCCAAUCCUCGUGUAAGACACAAGUGGCCUGCAAUGCUACACCAAUGUUAGGAGGAGAUGCAACUCGCAGGCUGGUUGAUCCAGCUGUUGAGCCUUCGAUGACACUUCCAGGUGGUUAG
Molecule: messenger RNA, 363 nt
Organism: Podarcis lilfordi (Lilford's wall lizard)
Lineage: Eukaryota; Metazoa; Chordata; Lepidosauria; Squamata; Lacertidae
Source: the annotation of a GenBank genome assembly